AAAGAUCUUUUGAGAUAGUGGAUUAUAUUAUUGCCUUUUUUCAAUAAAAAGAAAAAAUACUUUUACUUUCUAACAACAGUGUUUUAAUGAAUGUAUUUAUGCUAUUAUGCUGUUGACUUUGAGAAUGUGUUCCAAGUAGUUUUCUCAGUAGUGGUUAUUAGAGCUGGUGGACUGUAUUGUGUUAUCCAUCCUACCAUCUAAUAUGCAUUUCUUCACUUUUUGAUAUUUCACAACAAGAUUUUUUCAAUAUAUUAAAUCAAAAUGAAUCAUGUAUCUACUUCAGGUUCAGGAUCCAGACAUUGUACACCGUUGCUUGUCCUACUGCUGGGUCCCUCUGAUCGGACAGCUCCAAUGACAAUGAGCAUCACAGCCCACAUGUUGGACUAAUUUCUAUCAGUAUUGUCUGACUUUCAAAACUCACUCGGGCAAUCAGUUUAUUCCGAGUUUAUAGCCUGUUUUUAAAGGGUUCUGCACAUAAUUGUCAUCUAAAGUGUAAAACCAAUUACAUGUAAUAUGUUACGCAGGGCUCUCAAGUGUCACGCAUUGAGCGUGAGACUCACGCAUUUCGGUCUUAAGUCACGCACUCCCGCCACACGUAUUUCUCACGCUGAAAAAAACUCGGCUAUUUAAUGUUUUAAUGUGCCGCAGCGCGCCAACAUGAGCUGGCCGCGCUGCCCUCACCGUGGAGGAAUCAAGCGCUCCCCUGGAGUUCUGCUGUGAGGUGCCAUUUAUCAGCCAAUCAAAAAAAAGAAAUGGGCUACACAAUAGCCAAUCAGAGGGGGGGGGGGUGCUGAUGGAAAUGUCGCUCUUGCCUGUCUUCAAAACUUGAGAGCCCUGUGUUACGGAUGCACACACAUGUUCAGUCGAUAACGCGAAAAACCGGCAAAAUGUCUCUGCUGAGCUGCGAGGUUGCCGUGGUAACGUUACAACUGAGCGCGCUGCAUCUUCCGGGCCACGUGAGGGCGCUGUCUGGAGCGCGGCCUCCAUCCUGUCCAGCAGCUCCGUUGCAUACGUCACCACAUUCCACUGAAAGCGAUGGAACAGCGUGUAAUAAGGUAAAGGUGGACUCGGAAGACACUGCCAGAAACGUAUGCAAGAUGAGGGAAGCGGCCGUCCUGCUCACGUCGCGUGUGGUUGUGUGUCUCCUCCUGAGCGUCAGUCAGGCCGCCCGACAAGGACAGGACAUCAGAUGUGGAGCGUGCAGGGCUCUGGUCGAUGAGAUGGAAUGGGCCAUCUCCCAAAUAGACCUAAAGAAAAUGACUCAGACGGGAUCCUUCCGGAUUAACCCAGACGGCAGCCAGUCCAUUCGAGAGGUUCCUUUGGCUCGCUCAGAGGGAAACCUUCUUGAGCUGAUGGAGACUGUGUGUGAGAGGAUGGGGGACUACGGCGAGAGCACAGAUUCUUCCACAGACAGGAAAUCCUACAUUAGGAUAAGGCCUCGGAGUGGUGAGGCCAUGGACCUCUCAGAGGCCACGCUGGAUUCCAGAGUUACAGGCAGUUUACAAUUUGCAUGUGAAACAACUGUUGAGCAGCAUGAAGAUGAAGUCAUUGAAUUCUUCGCUCAUGAGACAGAAAAUGUCAAAGACAAACUCUGCAGCAAGAGGACAGACCUCUGUGACCACGCUCUGAAAAUGUCCCACGAUGAACUUUGAUAUCAUCUCGCCACGGCUGCUGUCUCUUCUCAGCCGGAGUGUACUGUUUUCAGUUGUCUCUUUAUCAUCGGGUUCGCCAUGGCAGUAAUAAGAGAUGUAUACAAAUUAUUAUGUAAGAUAAUAGAAAAUCCCCCUGAAGAUACUUCUUGUUCCUGUGAUCUCUGACAAUUUAAGGACCCGUUUCCCAGUUUAGCUGCAUCUCUUUGGACUAUCUUGUCACUUGUUUAUAUACUGUAAGUUAUUUUUUUUCUCAAUAUUCUGCGUGUCAUAUAAAAGCCUUAAAUUGCUCUUCAUAUAAAAUGGAAACUGUAAAAAAAGUUAAACUUCUCAGUGUGUACAGGAUUUCUUACAGGAUUAAUUGUGUAUACACAGUCAACAUUCUAAUUUAAGACACAGUUCACAGAGAUCAGGUUUAAAUGUGGUCACAUGGUCCUUAAGUCCAUUUUAAGUUGCAUUGAUAUCGUCUUUCUCAAAGCCAGUGAUGUCAUUAGUGGUUUUUAUUCAUAGUGAAUGGAUCACCACACUGCCCGCUCACCAAUGAAAGCAAUUUGAUGCAUAAUUAUACUUUCAGUUCUAUUUUUAGUUUGUAAUGAUCACCACUUUGUAUUUAACUGUCUAAGUUAACAGGAAUAAUUUGUUCUGGUUGAAUAUUUCAUUAGGUAAAAAUUAAAAACACAUUAUGUAAGAUCAGAAAUGAAGAUGAUUUGAGUGGAAUUAGUUUCCAUGUUGUGGUGACGGAUGCCUUUAUUGCUGAACAAAUGUAACGUUGCACUCUUCAAACAUUGAUCCUGUUUCCCCAUUAGCCCUGUGGUAUUGUUACUCUUAAUGUAAAGAUGAAUUGCAGUUUAGAAAACGGUGUGUUGAUGAAUUGAAUUUAAAGCAAAGCCAAAAAAUGUAAGGACAGAAGAAUCUUUCUAAAGUUCUGAACAAUUCUCCAACCACUGCCUUGUCUAAAAGUAUGAAUUGAAGCUUAACUUUGAAGACUUAAGCAGCAUCUACACUUUACAACACUCCGAAAGACUCCUUUUGGUCUAACACAUUUUUUAAUUGUAAAUAGGCUGACGUGUUUGGGUAAAUGUCAACUCAUUGUUCCCGAAAAGGUCUACUUUCCCUCCAUGCUGCCCUGCUGACCCUGAGCAGAAAAUAGCUUUAUAUCUAAGAUAUAACAAUAGUUGAUAGCUUCAAGAGUAGGCAAAUGACUACUCUACUUUUCAAUAAAUAUUACAUCUGCGAUCCCGUGGACUUAUGGUUUUGAUUAAAGCAUUUUGUUUUUACUUUUGAGCGUCAAGAGUAAAGUUCAGUUUUAGUCCGUCUAGUAAAACUGAACUCCAGUGGAAUAUGCCUACUAUGAACUAUUCAUACACUCUGUCAUAUUCAUUGAAUGUAUUUUAACUCUAAAUCUGUCCUGUACACAUUACAUCUAUUGCAUCUGUCCAUCCUGGAGAGGGAUCCUCCUCUGUUGCUCUCCUGAAGGUUUCUUCCCUUUUUUCCCCCUGAAGGGUUAUUUGGGAGUUUUUCCUGAUUCGAUGUGAGGUUUUGGGGCAGGGAUGUCUAUGUGUACAGAUUGUAAAGCACUCCGAGACAAAUUUGUAUUUUGUGAAAUUGGGCUAUACAAAUAAACUGAAUUGAAUUGAACACCACUUGAGGGCACUGUCAUCCACAAUAUGAUAGUUGAGUCUGAUUAAAGAAGCAUACUUGGUUGUAAAGUCCUCAUGCUGUACUGCUGAUUUAGAAUUAAAGUAUUUUUGGUAUGAUUAA
Molecule: messenger RNA, 3410 nt
Organism: Pseudoliparis swirei
Lineage: Eukaryota; Metazoa; Chordata; Actinopteri; Perciformes; Liparidae
Gene: cnpy2
Product: canopy FGF signaling regulator 2
Exons: 6
Coding region: 846-1652 (268 amino acids)
Cellular component (GO): endoplasmic reticulum
Source: RefSeq, a predicted model, not a curated record